AUGCUUCGCUUGACCCGGGAGAGUGAAGGCAAGAAACAAAAUUUGGCCGGUAACACUGCCAGUAGGGUUGGAUGGGAUGUGCUGUCUGGUAUUCGUUUCGAAACGUGGAUUAUCGAAAUUGGGGAGCGUUCGGAUCUCGUACUACGCAGUCUUGGAAAGUUUGAGAUUGUGCGAAGCCUCAAGUGA
This is a messenger RNA of Penicillium samsonianum, 186 nucleotides long. RefSeq lists its product as uncharacterized. The record is from RefSeq and is a predicted model, not a curated record. The coding region runs from base 1 to 186 and encodes 61 amino acids. Lineage: Eukaryota; Fungi; Ascomycota; Eurotiomycetes; Eurotiales; Aspergillaceae. The transcript has a single exon.